CCGUCUGCUUGGGCAGAGGACGCAGAGGAAGGCUGCCAGCCUUGUGGCCCCUGGAGGUUCAACCAGCUGCGAGGAGAGAGGUGACAUCCAGAGUGGCCUGGCUUUCCUCCGCUGCACGUUCCCCCUGGGGCUCCAGGGGCUCAGGGAGCCGGCCAUGCUCUUGUGCUCCCUGGAGAACGGACCUGACCUCUGGUGGCCCCUUGCAGGCCCCCUCCCCCACCAUCUUCCACUGUGUGAAGGAUGAUGACAAAAUGACAAAAACAUUCUCAAGGAAACGAGCCGCUCUGCUCGCUCACGGAGGCCACUGCUCAUAAAAUAAUGGUGCACCUUGGCAAACUGGAGUCACUGAAAGGUGGUGUUGAAAACGGCUCUAGAUCCCAUGCAGCCUGUGUAGACUCAUGUGGCAGGGAAGGACCCCAUGAAGGGCUCAGCUGCCUGCUGAACGACAGUGGUUCUUAUGCUCUCUGGAGGCUACGUCCUAUAAGCAUUUUCCUCUGAGACGUGUACUAUUCACAUCAUCGUCACUUCUUUCAGCUGUUCACGUGUAAUAUCAAUCAAUCCUUCAAGGUUUCAGCCACAGCACUCUCCCCACCCACCCUCUUCCUGCUCACUACCUCAUAAGUUUAGCUUUGGUGUCAUUGUCACUUGUAGUUUUUCUUCCAUAAAGCCCAGCCUCCAUCCUGUCUGCAGACUUCUCCCACCCUAUUUAUUCUCUUCCUGAAUCCAUCACUCUUGCUGCCUGCUCCUGCCUCCAGCCCUUCACCCUGGCCUAGCUCACUUCCAGGGCUGGUGACAAAACUGUUUCCUCCCCUGCAGGCCCACCCUGCUGAAUUCCUCCGCAAGGGCUGUCACCUUUUGGAGCAUUUCCUGUGACUUCUAUUUUUUUCUCUUUUUGCCCCUUAAUCUGUUUUUCUCUGCUUCUCUCCCCCACCCACACACAGCUGGAAUGCCUCCUCUGUUUUCUUACCCUACUUCCUCUUGAAAUCCCCUGGCACCCAUCCCCCAUCCUUUGCUGUCUGCCCUAAACCAAUCCCAUAAUUCCCCUGACUGGUUGGUGCUAUGGGUUCUGGGGUUAGCUGGGAUCCAUUUAGCACUAAUGAUUUGCCCCCCCCAAUCUCUAUGCUCACCAAGACCACCUACUACAGCUUGACAGCCGGCCCCUGAGCUCCUGUGUGGUCCUGUCCACAUCCCACGGCACCCAGGUGACUGAGGAAAGCGGAACAUCAGAGCCUUCUCCAAUCUGCUCUGCCCAACAUACCUUGAUGAGGCUCUGUCCUGAGUGGGAGUGGGGUGAGGGGAGUCCAAAAGGAGGUCUCCUUCAAACUUAGUCAUGGGCCUUCGCUGGACAAAAGCCCUCUGCUUUGGGAGUGUCUCUCGCCUUAUCCAGAUUUCCCCCAAAACCAGUAAUCCCCCACUAGGCUCCAAGCCGGGAUUAGAGAAUGCAAAGCUGGGAACCAGACCCAACUUGCUUCCCUCCAGCUCUUCACCCUUCUUUGCCUUUUCUCCUCAACAAUCCUUUGCACCCAGAAGGGUGAGGCCCCCCCGUCCCUUCAUAACCUUCUCUUGCUGUCCUCAUCAACCGCCGCCCACCCCCCUGCCCGAGUGUUUAUGAGGGAAGGCCGUCUUCCCUCUACUGUGAGGGGGAUUCGCAAUCAUGUGGCAUGUCUUGUUCAUGAUACCGCAAGGCGGAGCUAAGUAGACUCAGAGCGCCCUUUGUGUGGGCCAGGCCUGAUAUCCUACCUAGCUGGUCUCAUUGAAGAGGUCAGGUCCUCUUCCACUCAUGUUUAGGGAGAGGAACCUCAUGAUUGUCAAAGGAGGAAAGCAAUGAGGGAAAAACAGAUAUAUGCAACUUUACGUAUCAGCUGACCGUCCAUCUUUAUUGCACAUCUGAGAACUCGUGUUAUAUUCUCUCCCCCUCCUAUCAUCACUGGCAUGUAGGAAUGCAACAGUUGUCCCCUAUGUGAGGACCUGGCAGAGGCCUCAGAGCCACACCCCCUUCCUCCUUCUGCCCCAGCUUUGGAAUCUGGGAAAGGCAGGACACUCAGUGGUGCUGCUCCCUGGCAGAUUCUUGCCCCUUUCUAUUUCAAGUGACAGAAAUCCCCACUUAAAUCUAUUAAGCUAGAGAGAUUGCUGGCUUCUGUAAUUAAAGAGCCCAGCUUUCCAGUUUGGGUUCUGGUUUAGGCCUUACUGCAUCCAGGGGCUCAACUAGGUCAUCAGGACUCCCUUCCUCACCCUUCAUGGUGGUGUCUUUUUCUAGCUCUAUGGGGCAACCCCUGGCAAUGCCAGCUCAUCUUGGCCUCACUGCCAGUAGGGCCAGUGACAGAAAGAGGCCACCUGGUCCUCAGAAACUGCCCAGACCCCACAGUGAAGGCAGAUGGACAAGGUGGCCAACUGUCCCAGUGAGCUGGGAACAGGCCGUGCUGGGGAGGGUUGGGUCCCUGCAUUAGGACUUUCAGUGCGAAAACUGGGGCAGUCCCGAGUCCAUUGGGAUGGUUGGCCUGCAAUGACACCUGCUUCUUACUUCUCCUCUGUUUUGCCUCUUUCUGUUACUGGCCUCUUCUUCUUUGUUUACUUGUUCUUGGAUCUAACUAGGAACACCUGAGUUUGCUUGCCAGGUGUUAGCCUUGCAGACUUCAGUGGAGAAGGGCUUGUGGUGCUGCUGUUGAGGUACCGGGGGCCAGAGCUGAUCUUAUUGGGCCUGUGCUGUUCGUCCUUCCAGGGGCAUUUAUCAGCCCCCUUAAUAAAGUGGUGUCAGAUGCACUCAUGUGUAGUGCGCCUGCUCCUGCAGAGAGGGUAGCCCUUUUCACAGCUCCUUCACCCCUGCCUCCAAAACUGUUCCUCACUCGGCUAUCCCAUUUGGUGAGUAGUGAAUGCCACCUUGCACCCAGGUCUGAAGCUUGAAACCUGAGAACCAUGCUAUAUAAUAUCCUCCCAGACAGUAAGCCCCCCAUCGGUUGGUCACCCACUCCUGCUGGCCCCUUCUUCUCAGCCUCUGCUGAAUCUGUCCCUUGGUCUUUGUUCCACUGCAGUUGUCCUCAUUUACCAACAAAUUUCCCACUCUCUCAGGCUCCAACCUUCUUACCAUUGCCAGAGGGGACUUCUGAAAUAUCAGGAUGGCAUCCAUCUAAGGCCCUUCCCAAAUGCCCAAGCUUUCUGCCUUCACCGCACGUUUGCACAUACUCCCUGACCCUGAACACCCUGCCCAGAGCAAGGAUGGCGAAUGUUUGGCACCUGUGCGACCCUUCUCUGCCCUGACGUUACGACAGCAUUUCUAGCUGAUCACAGCAUGCAGGAAGCCUGGGCACUUUUCCCUCCCAUCCUCCCAACCCACCGCAGCCUAUCACAUUUGGCACCAAGGCCAUACCUGGUUGCCAUGCCAGUCCUCACUUCUUUCUUCUCUGGCUAAUCCCUAAAUUGUCCUUUAGGCCUCUGCUCAGGAGGCUCCGUGUCACCUCCUCCAGGAAGCCUUCCCUUACUUGCCAUUUUUCUUAACCUUCUUUCAGUCAUGUCCUCUGUGUAAUCUAUACUAUCUCUAUCUCUGUCUCCAUCUAUCUCUAUCUCUAUUUAUCUAUCUAUCUAUCAUCUAGAUAUAUCUCAGAACAUUUCUUGUACUAGAUUUAGUAAUGUACCUACUUGCCACACUAGAACGUGACGUUUUUAAAGAUGGGUGCUAUAUCUCAGUAAUCUUUGUAUUUCCAGGACCCAGCAUAGAGCCUGGUACACAAUAGCUGCUCAGAAAUCUUUGUUGGGUACACAAAUGAGUGAAUGAAUGCGUGAUUGAGUGAAUGAACAACCUGGUUGGACAAGGGUGUUUUGAAGGUGAAAGAAUCAAAAGUUCAUUAAAGCCUCUUUAAAAAAAAAAAUUGAUUUGCUUCUCCCUUCCCGAAGCUGCAAGAGGAGGCCAUAGUUCUCAGUGACUUGCCAUGGGGAUGACGUUGAACCUGUUUAUGUCUGUUGAUGAGACUGAAGAGCAAGCAGCCGCCUCAUCUUCCUGCAAGGAUCGAGAUACUGCGCACCCCUUGAAGGCCUUGGAGCACAGGAAGUGUCCGGGUGAAAACUGGGUUUCAGGACAAUUUGGCCGGCAGGUGCACAGCACAGAGCAUCACGUGGUAACCUGGACAGGGAGAGUCUGCGGCAAGAGUCCCGGGUCAGGCAGCGGACUCCACUGUGGUGAGAAUAGGAACAAACAGUUGGACGAAUGGCCUUGACCCAACCACGGUUGGCCUGAGCCCCCGGGCCCCAUGUCAGCGGGCUGUGGUACUCACCCGUACAGUUCAUGACACAUCUUCCAAAGACUUUGGAGGGAUGUCAGGAGAUACGAAAGCAAACAUCACCAUAUAAUGGAGAAAACACGUGGCAUCCUCUUCGGGUUGCCAGUGGUCCCUGAGGGGUUUGGGACUGAGGGAUCUGCUCCAAUCCUCUUGCCUGGCAGCAGGAUAAGAGUCCUGAGACCUGGGCAUCCUCACGGCCACACAUGAGACUUUGCACUAAGAUAGUGGGCAAGGUGCCCAGGCCUCCUGACUGCUUCUGUGCUACGCAGUCUUCAUUUUAUUUACCUGCUUCUUUAGGAGAUAAACCCCAAGGUGUUCAAAGGAGGUUAGCAUGGUAGAAGAGCCUUAAGAGGAAGGAAAGGAAUCAAGAGGUACUGGUGCUCUGUGCCAGGUGCUCUGUACGCGUAAAUGCAUUUACUCACGAUAACGGCUCUGCAGAGUGAACACGGCUGCGUUUUACAGCUGCCUGGGCCUCCACGCCAUGAACAAUACCCUGAGGGAUAUCCAGGCCCCAAGCUACCGCGAGUGCCUUCUGCCUUCCAUGGCCCGGACCCCUUCUGUCACUCAGGUCACGCCAGCCAAGAAGAUAACUUUCCUUAAGCGAGGGGAUCCCCGGUUUUCCGGGGUGCGCCUGGCUGUCCACCAGCGCACCUUCAAGAGCUUCAGCACGCUAAUGGAUGAGCUCUCCCAGCGCGUGCCUCUCUCCUUCGGGGUGCGUUCUGUCACCACACCCCGGGGUCUGCAUGGCCUCAGUGCCCUGGAGCAGCUGGAAGAUGGUGGUUGCUACCUCUGCUCUGAUAAGAAGCCUCCCAAGACCUCCGAUGGGCCGCGCCAGCCACAGGGGAGAAGCCCUGCUGCUCAGCAGCCUCGGGAUGUUGAAGGCCAAUGUGAGGCACCAGGAACGUCCUCCUCCCAGAGGGGUCCUAAGGCCCCAAGGAGGAUAAUGCUCGUUAAGAAUGGGGACCCUCGAUUCCAGCAGACAGUGGUUCUCAGUCAUAAAAACACAAAGAGCCUGACAGCCUUUCUCAGCAAAGCCUCAGACCUUCUGCUCUUUCCUGUGAAGCAGGUGUACACAGCCAGUGGGAAAAAGGUGGACUCUCUGAAGGCUUUACUGCGCAGUCCCUCGGUGCUGGUGUGUGCUGGUCACGAGUCCUUCAGACCUGCGACAAUGGAAAGUGCCAGAAAAAAUGGGACUGCAACAUCAUUGGGGCAGACUUCAAGGAACAAAAAUGGGAGCUGGGGGCCAAAGGCCCAGCCGAGCGUGAUCCACUCGAGGCCCAGGUCGGGCAGCAGGCCGCGGCGGUUUUCCUUACUGUCAGAGAGGUCUGGUCUCAGCGACCCCUUGGUGUCCCUGCAUCGUGCCUGGAUGGGCCCUGCUCCUGACAGCCCCCCUCAGGACACACCUGCCCAGCUUGGCCCACUGGUGGCCGGUGAUGACGUUGAAAAGAAGGUCCGCAUGAACGAGGACGGCAGUCUGUCUGUGGAGAUGAAAAUCCGCUUCCACCUACUGGGCGAUGACACGCUCCUGUGGUCCAGGAGGGUCGGGAGGGCUAGCGCCCUCAUGGCAGCCAGUGGGGACGGCCCUAUUCUGGCGGAGGCGGACCCCCUCCACUGUGUGUGGGAGGGCCACCCUGGGGGCCCCUCAGAGCCUGGGGCACAGGGACAGAAGCCAUGUGAAACAGGAUGCAAGGAAGCCUUUGAACGAGGCCAGUGGCAGCCAGGGUCCAGAUAUGAGAUCUGGACGAACCCCCUAUACGCAGCCCAGAAAGAGGCAACGGCUUCUCAUGGGAGGUCUGAGCUGACCCAGCCCUCCCACGCCAGGGGCGCCUGGAGCCAAAGGGUUGCAAGCAGGAAAAGAAACAGCAAGGAGAGCGUCAGCCCUGCCUCCAGUGACAGACCCCACGAAGGCUCUGAGCCAAACUCCUCCCGCUGCUCCAGGUCCCGGGAGGGCAGUGUGGGCAGCCGUGACCUAUCUCUGGCCUCCGGGGCCACCUCCCAGAGAAGAGCAGGGCGGGAAGCUGGAGGCACGCCCCGGGCUGGUGAGGGCCUCAGUCCAGAGGCAGCGGGGCAGGGCAGCGGGAAGCACUGCUGCCUGAAACCCAGGACCCCAGGCGUGGCAGGGACGCAUUCUGACUCUUCCUCAAGUGCCAGGUGUCGUGAGGAGUCCGGUGAAAGUGGUAAGUGGCACCAGGGCCAUGCAAGCAAGGCGAGGGCUGUGACUUCCUCAUGGAAGGCCGCCCGGAGGGAAGGCCCCGGGUACCCCGCCAUGAGUCCCUCAUCCUUGAGGAACAAGGACCCACCGGCAAAGGAAAGUGGAAAGGACACCGGACACCCCCAGGCUAGGGGUGGGUCUGGGACCAGGUUGCCCCUGGCAGCGGGCCGUUUUGGCUCUGGGGACCCUGCAGGAGGCUGUUCCCCACCUUUGGCCUGCACCUCAGCCACAGGUGGGAGGAGAAUGCAGGAGAGCAGAGCCAGAGCUGUGUCCCCACCCAGCAUUUCUGGCCACAGCCGAGGGUCCUGGAGAGGCUGCCCCAGGCAGCACCACAACCGAAGGGACACGCACUGUCUGCUCCACUCACCUGCAUCCAGGCAAAUACCAGGGCCUCCCAGUAUACCCAGGGCUUGCCCAGUACCACGCCUUUCUGGAAGCUCACCUAACAUCAGGAACCAGGCCUCCUGGGACCCAGAGCCACCUUCUUCUGCCUCUUUUCAUUCCCAGGGUGCACAAGGGGUCAGCAGAGCCCCCACUACACCUGUGAGCAAUUCAGACUACGCUUCCAGUUUCUACCCCCCAUAUUCUCCCUCUGCUGAUACGGAAGGGGACCCUGAGUUCAGGGGACACUCACCAGCUCCCACACCUUCCAGCUCUUUCAGGUCCCAAGCUGAUGGUCCAGGCAAAAAUGCGAGGGGUGACAUCCCCAAAUCUCCCUGGCCCUUGGUUCUGCCAGUUGGACAGCAUGAGGGGGGAAAGCCAGGAGCCCACCAAGGGGGCUACUGCUCACAGAUGGGCACAUCCCCGGUUCACAGGACCCUGGGUGGUAAGACUCAGGCCCUGCAGGUCUCCCAGCCUCAGGGAAGCCAGGGACCCUUCUCUGAGGCCUGCUCGGUGUGCAGCAGGUACUGUCCCACUCCCCCCAGGGCACAGUCCUCUGCCAAGAAACACCCAUCGUGCCACAGCAGCCAUAGUGCUGACAGGGGACCACAGGGGAUCGAGCCAGGGGAGGAAAAGCUGGACUCACAGCGACCACAGCCCCCCGGCUCUCAGUCAGAGGCCAGGGGGAUGGUAACCAGAGCCCCAAGAAGGAGCAGCCCUAGCCAAGGUCCCAGGCCUGGAAGAAUGUUUCAGGGACAGGUCACUGGUGCAGGGGAAGGUCCGGAGGAGGAACAAGACGAUGGAAGCAUGACUCCAAGCGCUCUGCCCCAAGCCUCGCCAGAGGCUGUGAUCUGUGAAUGGCUGAGCAACAUCCCGGAGGAGCCCGUGCCCAUGAAACAUGAGAUGGUGAACGACAGCGUGGAUGGACCUGAGGACGGCCAGGAAGGUCCCAUGGAGGCCCCUGUUGAGAAACAUGCCUUGGAAGGCGUGGAGGAGCGAAUCCAGCCCAGACAACCGUCCAUGGAAGGGGCCACCAGUGAGAAAGCAGAAUCAGAUGGAACCUUCCCUGUGACGGGUGACGCUGGCCCCCAGCCAGGAGAGGGUCUUUCUCACAGUGGAGUUUCAGAAACCCCCAAGGAGGCUGGAGCAAGCCAAGGGACGGCUGAGGGCUGUGGCGUGGGACAGUGUGUGCUCCCCUGCCGGGUCUCUGCCUCCAUACAGAUCAUGAAGGUGCUGACGGGCUGUAAGCAGGGCCGGCCCAGCAGCCUGCCCGAAGUGUCCGGCCCCGCGGCCAGGAGGCUCAGCCACGCCGCCCAGGCCCUCAUCACCUGUCUCGCCAGGCACCACUUUUUCGAUGAAGACCUUGGGUCUCCCCCCAACAAAGUGAGGUUUACAGACACUCCUCGGUACCAGGAGCUCCGGAGCACCUUCCAGGCCCUGUGGCCAGGGUGUGGCCUCAGGCGAGGUGAGCUGGUCUCGGACCUCCGGGAACUUGAUGGCUGCCAGGCUCUGCUGGGCCUCAGGUCUCACGCGGUGGCUGAGGACUUCACACCAACGUCCUCAUCUGGCGUGGAUGUCGGCAGUGGCUCUGGAGGCUCGGGGGAGGGCAGCGGGCCCUGUGCUGUGGACAGCACCCUAGUCCCUGAGAGGAUGGAGCUGCCCUUGGAAAUCCCCUACCAGAGGCCUGAUUCCAGAACCUCAGAGAAGCCAGUGGGUCUGGGAAACCAACAGCCUAGUGGUUCCAUGGCCUCCUCGGGUUCCCAAGCAUGGGCUGGCGCCACCGGGAAGGAUGGGGCAGAAGGAAGCGGCAGGGAGCAGCUGUUGGGCAGUAACCUGGACCGAGUAGUUGCAAACACGAUGCAAGAAGAGGGGGUGCAAACAGAGAAAAUAAAAGAAGAAAAAGAAAGAGCAGAACUUCAAGGACAGUUCAGUGGAUUUCCAGGAGAGGGAAGAGACAUAGGGCAAGAACGGUCAGGGACUGGCUCUCAAAAUAGGGAAGAUGAGCGUGUGCAGGGAGAGGAGACAGAAAGGGAUCCUGCCUCCACCAUGCUGCACCCUCCAGGGAGGAGAGAGAAAUGGACAGACACCCUUGGGAGCCUCAGGGGGAAGGACUCAAAUGCCAGUGGGUCCUUCGCUGAGCCCAAUUUGGAGAAGCUGCCCAUGGAAGCUGAAAUAAACCAUGAACAAACCCCAGCCCAGUUCACCCUGGGGGCUGGGAAGAAGGGCACUGCUGUGGCCCACAGAGCAUCUCUGGACCCUGACCCGCUCUGGGUGUCCCAGUUACUGAGGAAGAUGGAGAAGACUUUCAUGGUCCACCUGGGCAGUGCCACGGCUGAGCUCCAAGCCCGCUGGAGCCUGCAGAGCAACGACCUGCUGGACCAGAUGGUGGCUGAGCUGCAGCAGGAUGUGGGCCGGCGACUUCGAGACAGCACAGAGAAAGAGCUCCAGAAGAUCCAGAGCCGGGCAGCGGGGGAGGCGCCGGGGUCCCCUAGAACAGCCCUCAGAUGGGAGAUGUCCCUGCAGACCAAGAAGCAUAGGCGUCACCUCCAGGGCCUGCACAACCUCUCAGCCUUCUCGGACCAGAUCCGGGUCCAGAGCCCCCACUCCUUCUCCCUGGAAGACGUGCCUACUCUCAGUGGAGUCCUGGAGACCCGGCCAGGUGGGAAGGCUGAAGGGGAGGAGUUCUGUCCCUGUGAUACCUGCGUGAGGAAGAAAGUGACCCCUGUGUCUUCGAAGGACACAAUGGGCAUAGCCAGUGCACCCAUCAAAGAGGCCUUUGACCUGCAACAAAUUCUGCAGAAGAAGAACGGAGGAUGUACUAAUGGGGAGACAGCAGAGGCGGCCCCUGAGAAUACAGGAAUGGUGCCGCUUCAGAGGGACCCCUUGGGGACAGGGGCUGUCCAGGGAGGUGAUGGCGGCCUGCAGCUGGAGUUAGGCCUGGGCCCUGGGGUGGAGGAGGGGGAUGAGGGUGAGGGCAGCCAGACCGUUGGCAGAGGUGAAGAUCCUGGAAGGGGAGAGAAGGGUGUGGCUACUCAGAAGAUAGAAGGGAACGAAGAUCCCUGUGUAGACGGCCCCCCGGAGGCAGUGCAGUGGGAGAAGCACGGUGUGGGUGACAAGGAAGAGAACCUGGAGGAAGGCCCUCGGGCUGAGGACAGUGUGGAGGGUGAAGCCUUGGGAGGAAGUGACCGAGGACAGAAUGAUAGUGCUGACACCUUAGAGGCCCAGGAAACUGAAGGAGAGGGACAGCCAGAGUCCGGAGGAGGAAGUCAAGGUGAGAAAGGGAGCCCACAGGUUGGCUCCAGACAGGGCCAGACAGCUGAGGCUUCUGGACACAGCAACCCAGACCAAGAGGGGAGGCCCACACCACCCCCUGCCCCAGGUGGAGAUGCUCCCCCACAAAGGUCAGGCCCCCAAACGGUCCUUUCUGUAUGUAGCACAUCUUCUCUGGGAAACUGCUCUCAGCUCUCCCAGAAAGGUUCUGAAGAGGAGCCGUCAAAUGGAGAUAUGAGGACCACUGGAGAUGAGCCCAAGGGAGUCCCUGGUCCAGAGAGAAAAGCCACAGGCAUGUAUCCAGAAAGCUCCACUUCUGAGCAAGAAGGGGCCCCUUUGGGCUCAAGGACUCCAGAGCAAGGGACAGACGCAGGUCUGACUCCAGAGAUGGGGGCAGGCCAAGGCUCUGACUUAGAAGCCAAAAUGGCAGCUAAAAGCCUCACUUGGACAGAAAUGAGGUUCAAAAACCUCACCAUGGACAGGGCAGAUGGCUUUGGCCAAGACGAUUUAGAUUUCUAGAGAUCUAGCUGCAAAAGGGUUGUGAGACUGGAGCUGUUUUUAUUAUUUUUUAUUUAUUUUUUUUUUGAAAUAAACAUUUUUAAAAAUUAGUUUCAGCUGUACAACACAGU
Messenger RNA from Hipposideros armiger (great roundleaf bat), 10763 nucleotides. RefSeq names its product RP1 like 1 (gene RP1L1). The record is from RefSeq and is a predicted model, not a curated record. Gene Ontology annotation, cellular component: axoneme. Gene Ontology annotation, biological process: intracellular signal transduction; retina development in camera-type eye; axoneme assembly. Bases 4753 to 10653 code for a protein of 1966 amino acids. The transcript is spliced from 7 exons. NCBI's taxonomy places the organism in Eukaryota, Metazoa, Chordata, Mammalia, Chiroptera, Hipposideridae.